Stegastes partitus (bicolor damselfish) is the source of this 2622-nucleotide messenger RNA. RefSeq names its product phosphatidylinositol binding clathrin assembly protein b (gene picalmb). NCBI's taxonomy places the organism in Eukaryota, Metazoa, Chordata, Actinopteri, Pomacentridae. The transcript is spliced from 12 exons. The record is from RefSeq and is a predicted model, not a curated record. Bases 113 to 1150 code for a protein of 345 amino acids.
CAGACCUGGAACCUUUUUGUCUUUUUGGUUUGUGUCUCCACUGUUAGCACAGGAUAGAUUGGGCUUUUAAAGGGCUUGAUUUUUAUGGUUUUCUGUCUGCAGUGCUGUGAAGAUGGAAAGCGACCUCUUUGACCUGCAGUCAACUUUCCAGCCCUCCAUGCAAUCAGGCUCCACAGGGCUUCCAGUGGCGACAGCGUGGGCAGAUCCUUUCACCUCUGCUGAAGCUGGAGAUGAUUCCAUGCCAAACCUUAACCCUUUCCUCUCAAAACUCGUUGUCGAUGCCACUCACUUACCUGUCGUGUCUUCAGACGGUGUUAGCUUUUCCUCUAGGACAUCUGGUCAUGAAAUGUUUGGUGAUCGUUACAAUCCCUUUAUUGACACAAACUCAUCCGUUUCAACCAAUUACAAACGCACAGUGCGGAUAGAACACUCCAUCUCAGACUCCUUCUGUGGUCCAGUGUCCAUUGCCCAGCACCUCCCACAUCAGGCUCCCUUCCCCACUGAGCCCUCUACUGUAGCAGGUCUAUUCAGAGGAUACUCAACGCCACAGGCCCCUCCACAACAGUCAGGAGGUGGACUCCAGGUGGACUUUGAGUCAGUUUUCGGAGCCAAAGCCUCAGGCAGCAGCAGCCUCAAUUCUGAUGAUAUCACUGGAGGCAUCCUGAAACCAACUCUUGCCGGCUCCAACCAGCCAUCCAAUCAGCAGCCAGAGAAGCUGGUGUCAGAUGACCUUGACUCCUCCCUGGCCAACCUUGUCGGCAACCUCGGCAUCGGAAACGGCACCAUGAAAAAUGACAUCCACUGGAGCCAGCCGGGGGAGAAGAGGAUGACCGGCGGCACCAACUGGCAGCCCAAGGCGGCGCCGACCACGACCUGGAACCCCGUUUCCAUGCCACCGUCAAUCAUGGCCUUCCCCGCCACCACACCCACAGGCAUGAUGGGAUACGGCAUGCCUCCACAGAUGGGCUCUAUGGGGAUGAUGAAUCCACCCACCAUGAUGUACUCCCAGCCUGUCAUGAGGCCACCCAACCCCUUUGGCUCUGUGUCUAGUGCUCAGCCCUCUGCAGCCUCUAGUCCUUCCAGCCAGAGUCCUCUCCGAGCCCCUGGACAGGACCCGUUUGCACACCUCUCUCUCAAGGAUUUCUUGUAGAGCAUCUCUUUAGAUGCAGUUCAUGUAAUUUGAAGGAAGUGUCUCUCGGAAGAUGAAGCACUUAGCAGCAAAACUUUGUCCUCGUUGCAGUCCAGCUCUUCAGAGAAACAUUCACACAUCCCCCAAAUACAGACAUGUCAAGAACACAGCGGUGCAACGACUGUCCGAAACCAUGGUAACCAUGUCCAAAUGACGUUUGGCGAUAGCUCACACCCAUUAUUCUGUAACUUGUCCGAGACGUCGAGUGAUGCUGCUGUCUAACCCCCCCUUAAGAGGAUUCCUUAUCCGUUUUACAGUGUAAUCUGUAAAGAUAGUUUGGGUGCUGAGAAACUUUAAUGUUAUGUAUUUGGAGAUACUGUGGUUGGAUGUAAAAGGCUUGAUGUUCAGCGGGGAGGGGGCGGAGGAAGAAGGAGAGCGGUCCUUCCCUUUCUUGAUCCGAUCGUCAGUCAUCCAUUCCCUGCAGUUAUUUAACUGUCACUAAGUAGUGAUGCUAAUGACGUUUACACCUGUUUAGUUUUUGUCUUUUUUACCGUGUUUACAGUAGACAUUCCUUGUGUGUUGUUUGUAUUUAUUUAUGAUUAUUGGUUUAAGAUUGGGGGAAAAAAAAAAAUAAUGUAAAAUCUACAGUACUUUGAACACCUGUGGGAGUGCUUCAGCAUUAAACAAGGAUCUCAGACUAUCAUUAAGAGGUAGAGUAAAAAAAAAAAACAAGAAAAAAAAUAGCUAUUAUAUAAAUUACACCUAUUAAGCGGAAUGAUAGAGCACUAAAUAUUCUCCGAGUUUUGUGUUAAGAAAAUUUUUUACUAGAUGAAAGAUUUCACGAUCUCCAUUGCGCUUAAAGUGCAGGGGGUUAGAGUACGAGUCAGUUAACAGUAUAUAGUCGAUUCUGUGCCUAGGGUUUUAUUUUGCAAUGGAUCAGUUUCCUGACUAGUUGAAAAACACUUCAUCCACGAAUCUGAAGCGUCGCACUGGGUGGUGGGCUCCAUUUGCUUUAAGCUUGGCAUGCCAUUGACUCACUGACUGUAAUCAAGGCUGCCUUUACUCUGAAUGUGAAAGAGUUGUCUUCAUGUUGCACACAUCUUUCCACACUACAGUUCCUCAGCGAGAGGGAGUGGGGGGGGUGGGUGGUCUGCUUGCUGGUUGCCGAUGUUGUUUGGGGGGGUAGGGGCGGCGAAGGGUCACUGAUUUGAUGUAAAUUAAUUGUAUAAAAGAUCCCGAGGACCAGGGUGGAGCGGAGGAGCACUGUUGAUCGGUGCUCUGUGUAUAUAAAAACUGACUGUUCUUUGAGUGCAAAAGUGAAAGAUGUAUGAAAUAUGAAAGCAAUUCAAUCAAAUUUGACUCUACCUAAGUUUGAUUCAGGAUAUUCUCUGCGUUUGUCUCCGCAGAUAUUUUCUUUAUGUAAUUAGAACGUGUAGCAGACAAUGACUGAAGUCUUUUCUUUCUUUUACAAAUAAAGAGCAGCUUCCACAAAA